AUGGGCCGAUCUAUUUCAGGCAGUGUGUCAUCGCCCACAUUGACAGAUCAAGACAACAUGAGGGACGACAUUGAACCCAUCAAGCAAGAUCACAUGCUCGCAACCCCCCAAAAAACAUUUAUAAAUACGGAAAUCAAAGAACCCCAAAUUGGAAUGAAGUUUGGUUUUGAAGAAGAUGCAUGUGAAUAUUACAAGGUAUUUGCAUUGGCACAUAGGUUUGGCAUCCGAAAGGGAACUACACACAAUAAUAAGGAUAGACAAAGAAUAGAUAGGGAAAUUAAUUGCUUUGGGGAAAUGUUUAGGGUUGAGAAAGAUGUCUUACGUAAAGUGAAUAUCCCUCAAUCAAUUUGUGGAUGCAAGGCUAAGCUAUGCAUAAGCUUAAAUUCUAUUAAUGAGUGGGUAGUGACUAAGUUUGUAAAUGAUCACAACCAUGCCAUUGUCUGUCCAAGGAAAGCUAGACUAAUUCAAUCACACCGAACAAUAUUGAAUGCAACAACGUUGAUGAUAAAUUCUAUAAGCUCUGCUUUGAUGAAAUCUAGGAAUAUUUAUGAUAUUUUUACAGAACAAGCUAGGGGGAUUGAGAAUCUCCAAUGCUCACAAAAAGAUAUCGAAAACCACAUAGCAAAGAACCGUAGAAAAUUGAAAGGAGAAGAUGGCAAUCGUGCUAUGCAAUGGCUGUACGGAAUGAAUGAAUCAAACCCUUCAUUUUUCUAUAAGGUUAAAUUAGAUGAAGAUGGUCAUCUAAUCAGUAUGCUAUGGGUAGAUGUCAUGUCAAGGGUAUUGUAUCACCACUUUUUAGGCAUGGUGACUUUUGAUACAACACGCAAGAUGAACUUAUUUAGCAUGCUCUUUGCUCUCAUACUUGGUGUGAAUCACCACUACAACACAAUAUUUUUUGGGUUUGCACUUAUAUUUGAUGAAAAGAUUGAGUCAUUUGUAUGUGUAUUCGAAACGUGGCUAGAAGCAAUGAGUGGUCUUCAACCCGGUGUAAUUAUCACUGAUCAGGAUCAUGCAAUUACUACUGCAUGGGUUGAUGCAAAUGUGGCUGAUGCAUUCACAGCCGGUAUGUCAACGACUCAAAGAAGUGAAGAUUCAGCAAAUUACAAGAUUGAAGCCAUUGAAGACAACGUCACUGUUGCCACCUAUAAGUGCUUGGCUACAGCUCUCUGA
Amborella trichopoda is the source of this 1170-nucleotide messenger RNA. RefSeq names its product protein FAR1-RELATED SEQUENCE 5-like. The record is from RefSeq and is a predicted model, not a curated record. Lineage: Eukaryota; Viridiplantae; Streptophyta; Magnoliopsida; Amborellales; Amborellaceae.